Molecule: messenger RNA, 3827 nt
Organism: Papaver somniferum (opium poppy)
Lineage: Eukaryota; Viridiplantae; Streptophyta; Magnoliopsida; Ranunculales; Papaveraceae
Exons: 20
Coding region: 581-3598 (1005 amino acids)
Source: RefSeq, a predicted model, not a curated record
CACCCCUUUGAAUUGUUAUUAUCAAUGCCAUUAUUCUUCCCUGCUGCAAAGGUAAAAUGGCCAAUUGGGGGUACACAUUGAAUACGACUACAAACAGAGCUAAUAAAAAGUUGUCACCUCUGGGAGUUGGGUUCAUCUAACUCUGUUCGGAAAUCGCUGGCUUUAAGUUCAAGUAUUGUUACUAUUUUGUAGUUUCUGGUUCUUGUGCUUGAUGUAACUUCGGAAUUUUUGCUGAUUAUCUUAAGAAAAAGAAGAAGAGGGUUUGUUCAUCUAAAAUCAAAUCAACUAGAGUACCUGGUCCGCUAUGAUAGUAGUACAAAGCUGAGCUUUCAGACUUGAAAUAAGUUUCUGACAUAGAAAAAAGCUGGUCUCUUUUUACUCAAAAACUGACAUCGGCCACGUGACGGACUUCCUUUACUUGUUUCCAUGUUUUUCUUCUAAACAGAACACUAUUAGUCCCUCUUCUCUUUGUAUUCUACUUCUUUUCUUCUUUCUUCUUCUUCAGCUGCAAUUUUUUUUGUAGUUUCUGUAGGGGUUUCACUCCUUUAGAUCCUUGUUGCAGACUCAAUAUUUUGCAGGAAUGGGUUUUAUUUCAAGGAAGGUUCUUCCAGUAUGUUCAAAUAUGUGUAUUUGCUGUCCUGCUUUGAGGUCUAGAUCCCGGCAACCUGUCAAGCGUUACAAGAAACUACUGGCUGAGAUCUUCCCUAAAUCUCUUGAUGGUCCUCCCAAUGAAAGGAAAAUUGUGAAAUUAUGUGAAUAUGCUGCCAAGAACCCAGUUCGCAUUCCGAAGAUUGUCAAAUACCUUGAACAAAGGAUCUUCAAAGAAUUGCGUAAUGAGCACAUUAAAGUUAUUAAUAUUAUUAUGGAAGCCUAUAACAAAUUGUUGAGCAUAUGCAAGGGGCAAAUGGUUUAUUUUGCUGGCAGUAUAUUGAAUGUCGUUUCUGAACUUCUGGAUGAUACAAAGAAAGACACUGUUCGGGUUCUUGGAUGCCACACCUUAACCGCAUUCAUUCAUAGCCAGGUUGACAACACAUAUAAUCAUAACAUUGAGAGUUUUGUUCAUAAAAUAUGCACGUUGGCACGCGAGACUGGAGAAGAGCAUGAAAAAAUCUGCUUGAGAGCGUCAAGCUUGCAAUGCCUUUCUGCAAUGGUGUGGCAUAUGGCACAAUUUUCACAUGUUUUUGCUAAUUUUGAUGAGAUUGUGCACGUCACAUUGGAUAACUACAAAGCAGAUAGAAAUGUUGAAGAUGAUGGAAGAGGAGAGUCAAAUCAUAACUGGGUUGAUGAAGUAGUAAGAUGUGAAGGAAGAGCUGGUGCAGGUGUUUCUACUAGUGUUAGCCCUAGCCACAUGACCACGAGGCCCCGUCCAGAAAAGAAAGAUAGUUCUCUCUUGUCAAGGGAGGAAACUGAGACACCAGCAGUAUGGACUCAAAUAUGUAUCCAGAAAAUGGUGGAAUUAGCCAAGGAAAGUACAACGAUGCGUCGAGUAUUGGAACCAAUGUUUAUCUACUUCGAUACUAGAAAACAUUGGGAACCACAGCAUGGCUUGGCGAUGGUUGUUUUGUCUGACAUGGCUUACUUUGUGGAAAACUCAGGAAAUCAACAACUAAUUUUAGCUGCUAUCAUUCGCCAUCUAGACCACAAAAAUGUGGCAUAUGAUCCCCAAACUAAAUCUAAUAUGAUUCAGAUCGCUACCGCCUUGGCUCAGCAAUUAAGAGCACAAGCUAUAGUCCCUGACAUUGGAAUAGUCAGUGAUAUGUGUAGGCAUUUGAAGAAGAGUCUUCAGGCGUCGGUUGAUUUUGGCGGACAACAAAAGCCAAACACUAGUACUUCACUUCAGAGUGCUAUAGAAGAUUGCUUACUAGAAAUUGCUAGAGGAAUUGAUGAUGCUCGACCACUAUUUGACUUGAUGGCGAUUACAUUGGAGGAUCUUCCACCAAUGGGAGUUGUUGGAAGAGCAACCAUUGGAUCAAUGCUGAUUCUAGCUCACAUUAUAUCUUUAGCAUCAGUUCCUUCUUAUUCUCAAAAGAUUUUCCCUGAAGCACUUCUUGUCCAACUUCUGAGAACCAUGAUGCAUCCCGAUGCUGAAGCACGUAUUGGAGCACACCAAAUUUUUUCGGCUAUUCUAAUACCAUCCUCUAGAUCUGAACUCUCCAUGUUGCAUUCGGGGUCUCAAUUUGAAGCAAGGAGGUGGCAAUGCAAAACUGCAUCAGCAUUCGCCUCGGCUACUGCUCUGCUCGAAAAGCUCCGCAAAGAAAAGGACGGUGAAAAAGUAGAUAAGCAUGAGAAUGGCAGCCCUGAUGAUUUCAGGGGAAGUGAAACCAUUGAAGAGGAAUGGAAGCAGGGUUGGAUUCAUAAAAAGUUGCCCAACCUUUUCAAAUUAAAUUCUUCCAUAAUUGAAAAAACAACUGGGCCGAACGUCUCGCUGGAUGCAGAACCAAAUACUAUACAACUGAGUGAAGAUCAAACAGUUCAGUUGCUUUCGGCCUUUUGGAUGCAAGCCAGUCUUUCAGAUAAUUUGCCAUCCAAUUUUGAAGCUAUAGCCCGUUCUUUCAGCUUAACACUUAUUUCUUCUCGCCCUAAGAACUCAAUUGACAACAUUGUCAUCCGCUUCUUCCAGCUUCCACUUUCUCUGAAGAGAAUAUCUCUUGAUCCUAAUUACGACAUGUUACCCCCUUCGUGCCAAAGGUUGCUUUUUACAUUAGCAACAUCUAUGCUAAUGUUUGCAGCAAAGAUAUAUCAAGUACCGAACCUAGAUAACUUUCUUACUUCAGUGGCCUGUAUCAGUGAUGAUCGAUAUCUGAGCAUUGGUGAUGACCUGCAACUGUGCGUAAAACCUCAAGCAGACUUAAAAGAGUUCGGAUCCACGACAGAUCAUGAAGCUGCAUCACAUGCACUAUUUGAGUUAAGGGAAGCCCUGCAGGAAGCAGACAAGGUUAUACUAAAGAUUUUGGUGGAGAACUUAUCUUGUUUGACCAAGCUUGAUACGGAUGACUUGGCCACACAGUUGUCUGAAGUUUUCACUCCUGAUGAUGCCUUUUUGUUUGGCCCUCAGUCGAUUCUCGACUUUGACCACCUUCAAAUGGCAUCCCUUGCUAAGGAAUCACUUUCUUUUGAUGAGGAAUUUCAAGCAAACUCUACCGUGGACAAUGAUGCAGCUACUGAAUCAUCAGUGCAUAAUUACUCCAGCACUAUGCCUAGAACGCCUAAUAACUCGUCCUUGCCUCAUAUCAUAAGUGCCGGGCAGUUAAUCGAGUCGGCAUUUGAGGUAGCUGGUCAGGUGGCUGGUUCAUCCAUAUCAACCUCACCUCUCCCAUACAGUGCAAUGGCUAGACAGUGUGAGGCCCUAGGUACAUGUACAAGAAAGAAGCUGUCAAGCUGGUUGGCUCAUGAGACAACACCAGAGUCAAAUUCACUUGAUAAUUUGUCCCUUACUUUACAUGGGGAUAGUAGGUCCGCACUGCAGAAGGUAACCAACAAUAUUGGGUCAUGGGAAAGCAUCAUAGGAUCAUCAAGCACAGAACAACAACCAUGGUCAGCUAUGAAGCUGCCCCCUGCUAGUCCAUUUGACAACUUCAUGAAAGCAGCUAGGUUCUAGAUUAGAGAAAGAGAGAGAUAUGUUCAUCAUCAUUGUAUUAUAACAGCUUGUAAAGCCCCGAGUGGUUAACUAGUUAUCAUUAUAUAUUCCUACCUAUGUAUGUUUCCAUUUAGCAGGAUCAAGUACUUAACCGACAUUUACCUUCUCUACUUGUAUUUUCUGCAAUUUAUGUUCCUUGAAUAACAAUGCAAAUCAGUUAUAGAGCAAAACAAAAAGAGAAAGAUUUGAG